UUGGAAGUUCCUGUUUUUUUUUCUUCUUAUCUGUUGAUGAAGAAGAAUCAUCGAUGUCAGAGGAUUCUGAUCCUCUCAUUGCUCUCUUUCUCUGUUUGCGCUCCAAUCGUGUUGGUCUCUUGGAGAUUCAAAACCCUUACUUCCUUCGGCCUGAAGGAGUUUGCUGAGGAGGAUCCGCCCAGUGUUAAGCAUAUGGCAGAUGUUUUAAGACUCAAUUCCAUUGAACAGGAAACUUCCGAAGGAUUAAAAGGUCCAGAACUAGAUGUUUUCAAAGACCAGAAUUUUAGUUCUGUGGUUAGACGCAGUUCUUAUGAAUAUCGCGAUUCAGAUCGAUUUGGGAAUGAUCAAGAUGAUUUUAAAUUAUUCGAAGCAAAUGAAACUAACGAGAAAGGAAAAGACGAACAUCGAAUUCGGCAGACUAUAAUACAAAUGAACUCUAGAGAAAAGGAGCAACCCAAUCAAGAAAUAGGUAGUCAUGAUCAAGUUUUGCAGUUUCAGCCAUUCAGUGUUGUGGAUGAGAAGGUAAAGCAGAUGAGAGAUCAACUCAUUACAGCGAAGGCGUACUUAAGUUUUGCACCACCAGGUAGUAACACUCGCUUGAUGAGAUCAUUGCGAGCUCGAAUCAGAGAGAUGGAACGAGCAGUUGAUGAAGCCAGCAGGGAUUCAGAUUUACCAAGGAGUGUUUCACAGAAAAUGAGAUCAAUGGAGAUUACUUUGGCCAAAGCAAGUCGGGUAUACCCUGACUGCUCUGAGAUGGCUACAAAACUUCAUGCCAUGGCUUAUAAUGCUGAAGAUCAAGUUCAGAUACUGAAGAAUCAAGAGUCGUAUCUUGUUCAACUCGCUGGAAGAACUACCCCAAAAGGCCUUCACUGCCUCUCCAUGCAGCUAACAGCUGAAUAUUUUUUGCUUCAACCUGAGGAAAGGCAAUUUUCUAACCAACAAAAUUUGAAUGAUCCAGACCUUUACCACUAUGCAGUUUUCUCUGACAAUGUUCUGGCUUGUUCAGUGGUUGUUAACUCCACAAUUUCCUCUGCAAAGGAGCCUAAGAAAAUUGUUUUUCAUGUGGUGACCGAUUCUCUCAACCUCCCUGCAAUUUCAAUGUGGUUUUUAUUAAAUCCUCCUGGCAAAGCUACAAUACAUGUUCAGAGCACAGAUAAUUUUGAUUGGUUGUACACCAAGUAUAAUUCAACUUUGAGGGAACAGAAGUCGUAUGAUCCAAGAUACUCGUCGGCCCUUAACCACCUUCGGUUCUAUCUGCCUGACAUCUUUCCAGCACUGAAUAAGAUUGUACUCUUUGAUCAUGAUGUAGUAGUGCGAAGAGAUCUAACUGAAAUUUGGAGCGUUGACAUGAAAGGGAAAGUAAAUGCUGCAGCAGUGGAAACUUGUCUGGAAAAUGAAACCUCAUUUCGUUCAAUGCACAUGUUAAUGAACUUUUCAGACCCAUUUUUGAUGAGGAGUUUUAAUGCUAAUGUUUGCAAUUGGGCAUUUGGUAUGAAUUUGUUUGAUCUUCGUGAAUGGAGAAGAAAAAAGUUAAGCAUGCUCUAUCGAAGUUACUUGCAACUGGGACGUAAGAGGCGAUUGUGGGAGGCAGGAAGCUUGCCCAUAGGUUGGAUUACCUUCUACAACCAAACUGUGGCAAUAGAAAAGAGAUGGCAUACACUUGGGCUAGGUUAUAACUCAGGUAUUGAGCAGGGUGAUAUCGAGAAUGGUGCAGUUAUACACUAUGACGGAUUCAUGAAACCCUGGUUGGAGAUAGGAAUCGCUAAAUACAAAGGCUAUUGGAGCAAACAUUUGCAGUAUGACCACCCUUACUUGCAACAGUGUAAUAUCCGUGAGUGAUCAAAGUUCAUGUCAUACAACUUGAAUUCCUCGAUUCAUACAGGGUAAUAUCUGUGU
Hibiscus syriacus is the source of this 1896-nucleotide messenger RNA. Its product is annotated as probable galacturonosyltransferase 6. The transcript has 9 exons. The record is from RefSeq and is a predicted model, not a curated record. The coding region runs from base 37 to 1839 and encodes 600 amino acids. Gene Ontology annotation, molecular function: polygalacturonate 4-alpha-galacturonosyltransferase activity. NCBI's taxonomy places the organism in Eukaryota, Viridiplantae, Streptophyta, Magnoliopsida, Malvales, Malvaceae.